This is a messenger RNA of Lachancea dasiensis, 1743 nucleotides long. The record is from the annotation of a GenBank genome assembly. Lineage: Eukaryota; Fungi; Ascomycota; Saccharomycetes; Saccharomycetales; Saccharomycetaceae.
AUGAUAAAAUUGUAUUUCCUUUCGUUCUUCUACUCCGCUCUAAAUCACAUCCCGCCCUUCGUUUGGGCUGUUUUCCAUGUGGCUUGUGAUAUCAUCCAAUUUUGGAUGCGGCGCUUGAUGAACUAUUUUCGUCCCAGGUCAAGGAACUUGUACCACGGUGCAAUCCAGGAACUUGAACAAUGCAGCAAUUACGAAGAUUGGUACAACAAAGCAGCUAUCGUUGAUGAGAUCACCGGAGCUGACCUGUGGAGGCGCAAUUUUUAUUCGCAGCGCUACGACGUAAAUUCGGUUCUCGAGCAAUAUGCUGUUCUGGACCAGGCACUUGAGGAGAAUGAUGCCCACACGAUCAUUCAUCGGUUCAGUACUACCGGCCCAUCGAUGCUUCGAAACUUCGCAGGAAUUGUUGACAAAAGACUAUUUACCAAAUCUCUAAUUGGUACCAAACUCCUUAUCGAGCAGUACCUUGAUAAAGUCCUGGAAUGUUUGCAAUUUUUAUGUGAAACCCCAGCUAUGGCCACAACCUCUUUUUUUCAGAGAUGUAAGCUCUCGUUGGGUACAACAGCGUUCAUUUUGCAAGGUGGUUCUCUUUUUGGUCUUUUCCAUCUAGGUGUUAUUCGGGGCCUCCUCGAUCAAAAGUUACUGCCAAAUAUCAUAAGUGGCAGCUCUAUGGGUGCUUGCAUUGGGAGUUUGUGUUCUGUACUCACCAAUGAUGAACUUUUUGCUCUUCUCUCUGGUGACAAUCUUUUGAAUGCAAUCAAGUCUGAUUUAGAGCUGCUGAAAAAAUGUGGAUACGGGAAUAUUGACCAAGACUUGAAUUUAGGCUCCUUAUUGCAAAAUGUCAUACAUCGCGGAUAUUCGAAGGACGUUUUCCUAUUCAUCAAUUUUGUGAACAAGGUUGUCAUCAAGGACUUGACGUUUGAAGAAGCUUUUCAGCGAACGGGGAAAAUUAUCAAUAUAAUUGUUCAUCCAACAGAUAGAAAUCGGUGUCCUUCAUUACUUAACUACGUCACUACGCCCAACGUUCUUAUAGCUUCUGCCAUCGACUGCAGUCUAGGAUCUGAAGUAGUGUCCAGUGGUACCAAAUUACUUUGCAAGAAUCUUAAAAAUGAGAUUGUCGAAUAUAUUCCAGACACAGGGGAUUCUCGCUUAAUAUUUUUGACUCCACAGAACGCAAGCGAAAGUGGCUUGACAGAAAGUCCAUAUACGAGGCUAACCGAGCUUUUCAAUGUAAAUAACUUCAUUGUUUCUCUGGCAAGACCUUAUUUGGCACCCUUAGUGAUAAACGACUUGAAGCAUGAGAUCAAAACUUCAAAAUACUAUUAUUAUAAACACUACCCAACCACCGAUAUGAGUAAUUUUACUCCCUUGCAGCUAUCGAACAUGAAUGAAGUGGAACCACUGGGUUUUAAAUUCCGAUACCACUUGGAGCGAAAAUUAAAACACCUUAUAACUAUGGAAUUCCGCCACAGAGUUGAAGUAUUGGAUAACCUGGGGUUAUUGAGCCAUUGGAUAAAAAGACUUGCAAUUGAUGAGAAAACUCCUAGGUCGGCGACUGAGAUCACGAUUGUUCCAAACUUGAAAAGUCUAUCGUUCAGUAGAGUAAUUGAAGGCCAACUGGAUAAUAUUCCAUAUUGGAUCAAAUGUGGAGAGCAAAGCUGCUGGCCAGUACUAGCUCUCAUAAAAACACGCUGCGCCGUGGAAUUUGGCCUUGACGAGAUUAUCAAAGCCAAGAAAAGUUUUUGA